UGCUGACGUGCUGCGGCAGUGCCGGCAGAACCGAGCCAGUCUGAGGGAGUACACCCUCUGGACUUGACCAGCAUGGAUCCUUCGGACCCUCUCGGGUCUGAUGAAGAGACGAUAGCAGAUACAGACACGUUUCCGACGACUGCAAGACCGAGCGCAGUACAGCGGUCAUCCACGAUGGCAUCAAGUCAGGAGGACAUCUGUAGAGUCUGUAGAGCACCGAGUGAGCCUGACGAUCCCCUCUAUCAGCCUUGUCGAUGUAGCGGAUCGAUCAGACAUGUUCAUCAAGGAUGCCUCGUCGAAUGGCUCUCACACUCCCACAAGGAUCACUGUGAACUCUGCAAUACGCCGUUCAAGUUUACAUCGAUCUAUGCGACGGAUAUGCCGCCCGCAACAGCUCUGCCGCUGCGCAUCAUCGUCAGCAGAGCGGCAGUACAUCUCCUCUACCUGGCCUUGUUCAUCGCGCGCGCAUUUGUCGUCCUUGGCAUAUGGCUCCUGGCAGUACCUCUCAUUACAGAGUGGAUCUGGACGCUCUUUUGGUGGUGCACACUGCCUGCGAGUGAUCAUGCCGGUCUGGACUCCACUGCAUCGUCUCUGACGACGGUCGAUUACACGCGCCUGCGCUCAGGCGACGAUCGUUCGGCGUACGACCUCACGCUGUCGUGCCAAGGCGCAACAGAUCUACCCCUCAUCAGAUUCGGUGGUGCCGCACUCCAGUUGGGCCUUAUCAGGGCUCUCAAGCAGCCAGUUGCUCCAGCAACGGCCCGCUACCUCGAACGCGCAUUGCCCCUUAGGGACGAUACAGUGUCGAAUUGGGUGUACGAACGAGCUGCCUCGGCCUUGAGAAGCGAAAGAUAUCCAGUCCUUGAAGCUGUACACAAUGUGGUACAAUCUGCUUGGCCUCACUUCAGCUUUUCGGACGUCAGCAACACGACGGGCUUCACGCCGUAUACGGGGCCGUUGCAGAAGAAUCACUUCCUUGCGCCUCUCGCAACGCGAUACAGUCAAUGCGCUGGGCUCGUAUAUCAAGUCAGGCUAGAUCCUGCGCGAUCAAAUGACGAUGGGCCUCUUGUGCCGCUCGAGGCGUCAAAGCGAAUCUUCAGGCUGCCCGUGCCUUAUUCGCCAUGGUCAAGCGAGACCGGUCGCGCAGCGCCAUGGCAAGGCGAGCUACGCAUACACGACCUACAAGCCUGGAAAGUGCUUCGAUCAAUCUGGACACGCCACUUGAGCCACGCGGAUACGCCGAUAUUGGCACCGUCCCAUCGCGUCAUGGUCAGCAGCAAGAGCCUUGGCUGGUUCAAGCGACAGGACUUUGAAUCCAUCAAACCAGUCCUCAAGCGACUCGGCAAAGAGGCCUUCAAGGGGCAGAUCAUCGCCGCCGCCAUCGUCAUUGCCUUCAUCCUCGUCUUUCUCUUGCGCGAAUGGGUCAUGCAGAACGCGCCCCUGCCAGAACCGAACGAGGCUAUAGCGCUAGCUGUACCACCUCUACCUACCCAAGACGAUGCGGCAUGGGUCGACGAGGAGACACUCGAUGGUGAAGAGAUAGACGACGAUGCGCAGCAAGACUGGACCGAUGCGCGGCCUCAUACACGUUUACAUCGUCGCGAGCCAGAUGCUCUGCGUGGGGCGGCUGCUCGGCCUGUGCGUUGGGUACCCGCUCCUCCGCCCCCUCAACCGCCCCGAGGCAUAUUUCAAGAACAGGAUGAUGACGAUCAUCCCUUCGUCGAGGCGGAUGAAGACGCUGAAGAGGAUGCAUUCGACGGCGAACGUUUCGACGAGCUCGAAGGAUUGCUCGAAGCGGUCGGUAUGCGUGGAAGUCUGAUCGUGCUUUUCCAAAACGCAGCUCUGAUCGUUUUAGCCAUGAUGUUUGCACUCUCGCUGACGGUCUGGCUACCUUAUCUGGCUGGCAACAUGGCAUGGACAUUCAGGAGUAUACCCUUGCAGGCCGUCUCCGCACCGAUACGUGCAGUCAAGACGCUGACAGAUCCCGUCGUCCGACUUGUCCUCAAGCUGUCAGCAAAAUCAUGGCCGCUUCUGUCGAAUAGUCAAACAUGGCAGCGACACAUUGUGCCUCUGAUACGUCAGCAUACGCUUGCAAACGACACAUCGAGCGACAUCAAGCAGAGCUACUACUCCCUUCGCGAGGCUCUGCACAGUCAAAGCCUCGUCGAUCCUGUCAUUGAUGCCGUGUGCAGUCCUUCUGUGAUAGGACGGCUCAGUUGCGUCGCGCUCGGCCACGCCUCUAUCAUAACGCUAGGUCUCAUCGCCAUCUUCGUCUUGCCGAGUGUGACUACACGGAUGUUGCGCCAAGAAGUCAUCAAGACGAUCACGCAAGCGCUACAGCUGUGGAAAGUAACCAUGUUCAUCAUCGUCGAACUCUUCGUCUUUCCCUUGCUCUGCGGCUGCCUCAUGAACGCAUGCAGCGUACCUCUGAUAGCAGGCUCGACUCUGACAUCUCGGGCAAGGAUGUUCUUGCUGGCACCUUGCACCGCGACUUUCUUGACCUGGUUGGCCGGUACUUGCCUGAUGUAUACCUUUGCGCUUUGGAUCGAUCUCUGUCGAGUCACCUUCAGAGAGGGCGUUCUAUGGUUCAUCAAGGAUCCGUCGGAUCCAGCGGCGCAUCCGAUCAAAGACAUCCUCACUGCUUCGACAUUGACCCAGAUCGGCAAGCUCAUCAAGAGCGCGCUGCUAUAUGCUAUUGUCAUCUUGCUUGUCAUUGGCUGCCCCGUCUACGCCCUACAAGCCAUAGGAAUUCUGCCUUUGCGGAUGGACAGUGCCUUGUCGAUGACGAGCGGACCAGUUGAUUACCUGUUCGUAUACGCCCUCGUCCCGCCCACCAUCAAGCUUUGCAGGCCACGCAGUAAAGUAUGGCGACUUUUCGUCGCUUGGUGCAAACUUACAGCGCAUCAACUGCGCCUUUCGUCCUUCCUCUUUGGCAAACGCCGGCCGGAUGAAGAAGUCAGUCAUGCACGAGGAGACUCAUGGCAGCGUCUGUGGCGGACACAUGCAGCCCGACCGUCGACAGACACGAGCUCUGCUCCCCGACCGAGUGGCCAUCUCGCUCGAGUACCAGCUUCAGAUAUCGUCAAGGUCGUCAAAGGCCGCAAGAUGGUCAUACUCGUCGACGAAGCGUCCCAGCCUCUCGAACCUCGCAACAUCGCGCACGUAGAGGCCCAGAAUCACGAUGCUGGCACGGCAAACCACUUUACUGUGGUCUACCUUCCGCCGCAAUUCUAUCAGCGUGUCUUCCUGUUCGGCUACUUGCUAUGGCUGACGGGUAGCAUCGCUUUCACGACUGCUCUCGUCGUACCAUUGCUUACCGGUCGUUUAGCGGGCGAGAUCUUGUUUGGCCGACAAGUGCACGACGCACACGCUCUUCUCCUAGGUAUCUACCUAGUGCUCGGCGUCUACGGGUUAGCGACUGCGACGGCCCGAGCCGUUCAGUCUCACCGCUCGACAGAUCUGUCGCCCACGGCCCUUGCACAUUCUCUGCGGCGAGGACUGGGUGUGAUCUACUUCGGCGUCGUCGCGAGCUUCAUCAUGCCCGUGCUCAUGGCAAUCUGCACACGCACUAUUCUAGCGACUGUCGUUGCACGGUCAUCGUCUGGCGCACUCGUUGUCGAGAUCACGCUUCUGCGCGCAUGGACGGAAGGGGCCAUCACAUUGGCGUUCUUGUGGGCAUACGAGGAGCGAUUCGGCCUCAAGCCGUUCGUGCCGCGUCAUGUCAGGAUAACAGCUCACAACGCGCUCUAUCACGAUGAAGGACGGGGCUACGUCAAGACGAUGCUUCUCCUCAACGAGAACUUGAUCGCGCCGCUCUUCACCAGUAUGCUCGGCAUGGUCGCUGCACCCGCCAUCAUCGCCAGCGCACUUGCUCAUCUCUACCCGACGCACGCUCAAGGCAUCACCUCGUCCGUGUACAAACUUGCCGGAGGCCUGCUUUCGGCUCAUCUUGUCUCGCGCUCAAUGUCAAAGUACGCCAAGAUGUGGCUAGCACGAAUCAAAGAUGAGGUCUAUCUGGUCGACCGCCGCCUUCGGAACUUUGGCGAUGACUCUCCUGAUACCGAAGUGAGCCAAACACUGUUCUCUCGCCCAGCUCUGGCCGCCACACCCGUUGGGCCAGAGAAUCUCCUGCCACAUGAUGGGCAGGAUCCCGAACUAUUCAUCUGAUCAUCUGUCUAGAUCGCUCGCAAAGUGCAGUGUAAAUGUUGUACAUGCAUUACAAGGUCGAACAACAACUGACAGAGGGAGAAGA
This is a messenger RNA of Mixia osmundae IAM 14324, 4252 nucleotides long. RefSeq lists its product as uncharacterized. NCBI's taxonomy places the organism in Eukaryota, Fungi, Basidiomycota, Mixiomycetes, Mixiales, Mixiaceae. Gene Ontology annotation, molecular function: zinc ion binding. The record is from RefSeq and is a predicted model, not a curated record. Gene Ontology annotation, cellular component: endoplasmic reticulum membrane. The transcript is spliced from 4 exons. The coding region runs from base 73 to 4167 and encodes 1364 amino acids.